AACUCUCUUUUAUUCUUUUCUCAAAAAAAACUCCUCUUUUCUAUUCUCAUCGUCCAAAUCAAACCCGACUGGAAGAAGCUUCCUUUUCUCUCUUCUCAGAUAUCUGUCACUCUGAUAUAUAAAUAAAUAAUUUUUUUUGAAGUAUUUUUCAAUUUCCGGCGAGCAACAAAAAAUGCAGGCAUCAAGAGCAAGGUUGUUCAAGGAAUACAAAGAGGUUCAGAGAGAAAAGGCUGCCGAUCCCGAUAUUCAACUAGUUUGCGAUGAUUCUAACAUAUUUAAGUGGACUGCUCUUAUCAAGGGACCAUCUGAGACUCCUUAUGAAGGUGGAGUGUUCCAGCUUGCUUUUGCUGUUCCUGAGCAGUACCCUUUGCAACCUCCUCAAGUUCGGUUCUUGACAAAAAUAUUUCAUCCCAAUGUGCAUUUCAAGACAGGAGAGAUUUGCCUUGAUAUAUUGAAGAAUGCAUGGAGCCCUGCUUGGACUCUUCAGUCUGUUUGUAGGGCUAUAAUAGCUUUGAUGGCUCAUCCAGAACCUGAUAGCCCACUUAAUUGUGAUUCUGGCAAUCUUUUAAGGUCUGGUGAUAUCAGAGGAUACCAGUCUAUGGCAAGAAUGUAUACCAGACUUGCUGCCAUGCCCAAAAAAGGAUAAACUUAUGGUGCUAUAAACCUGUCUUAAACCUUAAGAGCGGAUUGUUAUUGCUGUUCACUAUUGUGCUUUUCAAACAUUGUGAUAGAAAUUCAAGAAUAUUUCCAGCUUUUCUGAUCCAAAAUAUAGAUUUUAGCUA
Molecule: messenger RNA, 782 nt
Organism: Durio zibethinus
Lineage: Eukaryota; Viridiplantae; Streptophyta; Magnoliopsida; Malvales; Malvaceae
Gene: PEX4
Product: peroxin4
Source: RefSeq, a predicted model, not a curated record